AAGCCAGAUCGCAUUCUAGAUGUAGAUGAAGUAUUGACAAAAAAAACGUAGAUGCACUGCUACCUCAAUUUUGUUCUUUGCCAUCUUUCCAAGACAAGGAUCUCUCUCUGCACACAACGCACGGCAACCAACUAGCUUAUUUCCACAUAACCAAUUUGCCAAUUUGGAGUAGACUUCACUAUAAAACUAGGUAUUUUACAGUAGUCUUCACUUCACUCAUACACCAGCCACCCCAAUCUAGAACCACCAUUCUUCCAAUUCAAUAGCAAUGGCAUUUCCAAAGCUUAAGCUUAUGAUCACCCUCUUGUUCAUUCAGGCUCUCAUGAUCACAUCCAACGCCUCAAUCAAAGCUGCCCCAUCAAACUCAGAUAUCUUCAGAGAAUACAUAGGAGCUGAAUUCAACGAUGUCAAGUUUUCCGAUGUGCCCAUUAACCCAAAUGUUGAGUUCCACUUCCUUCUCUCCUUCGCUAUCGACUACGAUACUUCAGGUUCUUCACCCACAAAUGGAAAUUUCAAUGUGUUUUGGGACACUGACAACCUCGGCGCCUCACAAGUUUCGGACAUCAAGAAUGCACAUUCAAAUGUGAAAGUUGGCCUAAGCUUAGGAGGGGAUAGUGUCAAUAGUGGCUCCUGCUAUUUUAACCCUUCCUCAGUUGAUUCAUGGGUUUCUAAUGCUGUUUCUUCACUCACAAGUAUCAUCCAACAGUACAAUCUAGAUGGUAUUGACAUUGAUUACGAGCACUUUCAAUCCGAUCCUGAUACCUUUUCUGAGUGCAUUGGUAGGCUUAUAAAAACUCUCAAGGACAAUGGUGUGAUCAAGUUUGCUUCCAUUGCUCCGUUUGAUGAUGACGACGUUCAGAGCCACUACUUGGCUUUGUGGAAGAACUAUGGCCAGUUGAUAGACUAUGUGAACUUCCAGUUCUAUGCUUAUGAUCAGAGCACCACAGUGUCUCAGUUUAUAGAUUAUUUCAAGACUCAAAGCUCAAACUACAAUGGUGGAAAGGUCUUAGCGAGCUUUAGUACCGAUGGGAGUGGUGGAUUGUCCCCUGAAAAUGGGUUUUUCACUGCCUGCAACAGGCUCAAGAGUGAACAAAACCUUAAUGGUAUUUUUGUUUGGUCUGCUGAUGAUUCCAAGAAAAAUGGUUUCCGCUAUGAAAAGCAAUCCCAAGCUCUUUUGGCCAUUCCACAUUAGUAUUGUACACAUGAAUCCCCUGCUUUCUUAUGUAUAUAUAAGUUCAGUCUGUUGUUUCAAUUCCAAGCUAGAGUAAUGUAUUUGUAAUUUCCUUUCAUCCUUCAAAAGCAAUGGGACUUCCAUUGCAGUAGAAGAGUAUACUGUAAAUAUGUGUGGAUAAACAUAGCAAGUAAUUAAUGUACUGGUGUUUUAUUUUUUGUGUUUGCAGAUGUUUGAGAUAAAUAUAAUACCUGAAUUCUACUUAA
This is a messenger RNA of Fragaria vesca subsp. vesca, 1437 nucleotides long. RefSeq names its product chitinase 2-like. Gene Ontology annotation, molecular function: hydrolase activity, hydrolyzing O-glycosyl compounds. Gene Ontology annotation, biological process: carbohydrate metabolic process. The transcript has a single exon. The record is from RefSeq and is a predicted model, not a curated record. Bases 269 to 1192 code for a protein of 307 amino acids. Lineage: Eukaryota; Viridiplantae; Streptophyta; Magnoliopsida; Rosales; Rosaceae.